Molecule: messenger RNA, 249 nt
Organism: Prunus armeniaca (apricot)
Lineage: Eukaryota; Viridiplantae; Streptophyta; Magnoliopsida; Rosales; Rosaceae
Source: the annotation of a GenBank genome assembly
AUGCGUAAUAGGCGAUAUCCGUUCGAGACUCAAAUGUGCCCACGCGCAGGCAGCGUGUGGGUGUCAGAAGCGAUAACCCAUUACUGGAAAAACUCCAAAUCACAGCUCAAGACUCCUACUCUAGGUGAAACACCCUAUUUGGAACCACUUUUAUUCUUGGACCUACUCCAAAAACUGACCGGAAGUGGCCGGAAUCUCAUCCCGAAACCUGGCCGGAAUCCAAUUCAAAGAUCAGACAUCCUAGGCUAA